AUGACGACCCCAACCAUUGACACGGCCAUCUGCCCGCACCUGCGAACAACACGCACCGUCCCUAGCCGGCAGCCGGCGGCGCACGACCCGCAAACGUCGUCGGCGCACUGUGCGCGCUGGGCCCCCGGCCAGCAGGUUGUGCUCAUGACUCUCGGCGCGCAGCACGGCCGUCCGGGCCACCUCCCGUCCUCGGUGCUGGACACGCCGCUCGCCCUUGUCGCGCACGGCGGUCCGGGGACAUAUGACGUCGGGACAUCGACAGACGCUGCCGGGCGCGAGGCGCGGACGGUGCUCGCGUACUGGCCGUCGCGCGCGGCGUUUGCCACCUGGCGCUCGGCGUCGGGCUUCGAUACGUGGUGGAACGACGCGGCGCGCGAAGUCGAGCCGGGCGGGUAUGGGUGGUUUCUCGAAGUGGUCGCGCCGACCGACGACCGGAUGGAGGCGCUCCUCGGGUCUGCGGCGGGGCUGCGCGAGGGCGCGGCGCGGCUGGCACCGCAUGCGAGUGGACCGGUCCGCGAGGCAGGGUACUGGGGCGCGUCGCGGGACCGCCUUGGGAUCGCGCAGACGGACGCGGUGGCGGGCCUGGAGUGGUGUGGCGACACGGAGCGGGCCAAGGACGACCGAGACGACAACGCGUCUGGUGUGCGCGUCAAAGUGCGCACGCGGCGCAACCUCUGCUUCACCCGCUCGGGGCAGGACUGGACAGGUGCCGACGACGACGAGCGCGCGCUCUACCUGUCCACCUUGCACCUGGCCCUACAGCGCGCCAUGGACAAGCUCCGCGACAGCCCCAAGAUGGGCUGUUACUCGGCAAGGUUUGUGCGGCAGCUCGCGCCGCCGUCGCCCGGCAGCAACGAGUGGACGGAGCAAGACAAGACGUAUGGCCUGGCGUACUUUGACGACUUGGCCAGUCUGGAGGCGUGGGCCGCCGCCGAGCCGACCCAUCUAGAGCUCUUCCACGGCCUGAGCGACUAUGCCACCCAGCUCAAGGGCAACAAGAAGCUCCAGUUGUGGCACGAAAUCUUCAUCCUCACGCCCGACCAACAGGAGUAUGAGUAUAUCAACUGCCCUCCUGGCACAGGCAUGCUCGCUUCGUUGUAG
This is a messenger RNA of Apiotrichum porosum, 1101 nucleotides long. RefSeq lists its product as uncharacterized. Lineage: Eukaryota; Fungi; Basidiomycota; Tremellomycetes; Trichosporonales; Trichosporonaceae. The transcript has a single exon. The record is from RefSeq and is a predicted model, not a curated record. The coding region runs from base 1 to 1101 and encodes 366 amino acids.